Molecule: messenger RNA, 1975 nt
Organism: Xenopus laevis (African clawed frog)
Lineage: Eukaryota; Metazoa; Chordata; Amphibia; Anura; Pipidae
Gene: bzw2.L
Product: basic leucine zipper and W2 domains 2 L homeolog
Cellular component (GO): cytoplasm; membrane
Source: RefSeq, marked provisional
AAUUUUGUUCUCUAGCUUUCCAAGCCGCUGUAGAAUAUCAUCCAAAAGGACAGCAAUUGUUCUCUUCAAGUCAGCUAUGAAGAAAAAGAAGCGAAAUAAGGCAUUAGAAGAACAGACAAUAUGGAACGAAAAAAUGAAACCACAUGGACAAAUUAAAUUGCUACAGGUAGGACUACACGAACGAUUUUGGCACGAUCCGACGCGCUGCGACAAAACUCGUGACAAAAAUAAGGUAAGAGAUAGAAUUGUUGCAUGGUGUCGCAACGCUGAUACGAAGCGACACGACUGUUGGAUCUCUUAAUGACCUCUACCCUAUCCAGUAGUUGUGUGACACAUAUAACAGCUGUGAUUACACAGAGCUCAUUAUCUCUUAAUUAAACAAACUCGCCUGAUUACAGAGGCAACAAUGGAAGGUAGAACGGGUAACACAUCAAUGACCUUUUGCGCGUUAAAAUAGAAAAUAUGAAUUAUUUAACUAAAUCCACCCAUGUUUUUGUUUGCAUAAUGAUACAAAAUGUAAUUAAAAGCAUUUUGUCAAUAUACAAUAAUUGAUUUUAAGGCUAUUUGUAAUUGCAUUAGAAAGAAAUAUGUUUAUCCUUUUCUCUUCUUUAGUUCUAUCUCUUGAAACAAUAUAGCAGAGGUAAGUUCUCCUCCAGGUCUUAUAACAGAUACUACUUCCAAGAACCAUUACGUUUGCAAACAGCUGGAAAAGAGAUGAAAUGUUUUCAAUAAAUAUACAAGUAUAUUGGAACUUUGCUUAGAUUUGCAGUUUCUAAACACUAACAAUUUAAUAACUAUAAUAAUUACAUCACUGUAUACAUGAGAAAUACGAAUAGGUUUGCUUUAUAGCUUACCAUAUCCUGCCAUGGAGCCUCCAUUUCCACCAUUCAUUAGAUCUUUGUUCUCCUCAGCCAAAGCUUUGACAUAUCUUCUGCUCAAGUCUAAUAUUUCAUCUCUGAGCUCCUCGCUGCUCUGGUGUCUCGGAUACUGGAACGUGUAGCGCAGCAACAUCAGUCCCCAGACGAAUCCAAAAGCAAGGAGUAAAAUACUCAGUUUCUGUGAGACAGACUUUCUUGAAAACGUUAAAAUCAUGAUUUCAGCAGAUGUCAGGAAUCAGGUGUGUCCCCAGGAUUCACAAAAAGCGGUGACAGUCAAAUCUGUCUGUGCAGAUCAUCCUGGAAAUGACUCUCGUGGUGCCUGAUGCUUAUCUGUAGAUACCUAACAAUAACAGAUCUCUUAUCGGUAGUAUUACAAUUGGUUCUUUCCUAGCAGGUUUGCUGAACGCGGACAUCGUCUGCUAAACACGAAGGAUUAUGAACGAGGUUGAGAAAGGGUGCGAGAUGCCCUCAAAACGUGGCAACGAUUCAUAACUCUGUACAGAUAAGUUAUGAGACGAACUUUAUUACUCACUGCUAUUGUGGAACUGCACAGAACUUUAUACAGAAUGUUAUACAGACAUGCUAUGAAAAUUUGCAUAUAUGCACUGAAUGUGCCAUUGUUUUUUUGUAUCUGAAAUAAAUGCUACAUUUUAUGGAGUGCGACCCAGUUGGAGAUUUGUAUAUUGGGAUUGACUCCCCACAGAUACGGUUAACGCACCAGACACCCAAAGCUACUUGAAUAGUGCAUGAUAUAUGUUGGACUGUUAUAUGUCUCAUUUAAGACCGCAAGUGUGCAAAGUUUACCCAUAAUGCAGUGUAUUUUCCCGCAAACAUAAAUGUGUAAUUUGUGUUAAAAUGACAUCAGCACAGGAUUCUUUAGGUUCAAGUCUAUCUAGACUGAUGCCGGCCACAUUGGAAACCCUGGAAUUACCACCACCUUAAGGUGGCACAAAUUUCUCAUAUGACAAAUACCCUAAAAUUAAAGACACUGUCCUUAGAGGAGGGUAAGAUGGUAAAAAAGAAUAUGCAAAGGCAGAUUCACAUUCAUCAGGCAUUUUGUACCUUCUUGGCAAUAAACCAAUGGUUCUAUAAUAAAA